Messenger RNA from Orbilia oligospora ATCC 24927, 1548 nucleotides. RefSeq lists its product as uncharacterized. NCBI's taxonomy places the organism in Eukaryota, Fungi, Ascomycota, Orbiliomycetes, Orbiliales, Orbiliaceae. The record is from RefSeq and is a predicted model, not a curated record. The transcript is spliced from 6 exons. Bases 1 to 1548 code for a protein of 515 amino acids. Gene Ontology annotation, cellular component: cytoplasm. Gene Ontology annotation, biological process: G protein-coupled receptor signaling pathway. Gene Ontology annotation, molecular function: G-protein alpha-subunit binding; guanyl-nucleotide exchange factor activity.
AUGUCGAACACCACCAACGUAAAACGGGCAGCUGUGGCCUCCUUAAUGGACCAGCUUCGCGCCGACGUCACAGAACAGAAGCUAACUCCCCAAGAGGAACUUGCAAUUCUUGAAAAACUAAAGGUUUACGGCCGUACCGUCACUGGUUCUGAUGCAAUCUACUCUUCCGAGGGAAUUGUAUUUCUUGCAGAAGUUGCAUUUCGUCCUAACAACCCAGACUCCUCUCGAGAGGCACUGCGAUGUCUAGCAAAUGCAUUAUACCUCGAUCGACAAAUGGUUCAAUACUUUAUCGAUGCUGGAUACGUCGAAAAGACUAGUGAAGCAUACAAAAGCGAGAAUGUCGACGACGAGUUCUUAUUAGGAAGAAUCCUAUUCUUCUCCACUACAUUUGCUAAAGACGACCACCUCAUAAACAAAUGGGCUAACGAGCACCAUCUCGUUGAAAAUAACAUUGCAGCAAUCUCUCGCCAUGCAAUUGCCUAUACAACCGCCGCAUCGACUGCCUCCUCAUUAGCAGUUCCAAUGAUGCAAACAAUGGCUCUCCAAGAUACUCUCAAACUUCUCUACACUCUUACCACGAAACUCUCAGAUGUAUCCACCAUGCUAGGCCCUACAAUUCCCCACCUCCUCACCCUUCUAUCAGCAUUACCCAUCCAAUCCCCCCCGCUCCAAGCCCCAACCCAUCACAUCCUCGAUGCCCUAAGUAAUAUCCCCCCAACAACUACAGACUCCCAAACUGCCUUCUUCCCACCUUCAAACCCCACUCUUCACGUUUCCAAAAUCCUAAAAAUUUUCGAUAAAUCUGCUGUUAUCCCAUCAUCAUCAUCAACCACUUCUCGCAGCGGCACCAGCACCAGCAACAACACAACAGCAGACGACUUCGACACGCACGCCGCAUCUCUUCUAAAACUCCUGAUAGAAAUCUAUCCUCUCUCUCCAGCUCCCGUCAAAACCCUUCUUCAUGAAACAUUACUCCCUUCAGAAAAAGAACGAAGUUCGCCUCUAGGCUCUACGAAUAGCGCUACCCUCCCAGCCCGACUACUAAGACUAGCAAGCUCGCCCACAACCACCAACACUCGGCUUAUCUUGCAAACUCUAUUAUUCGUAAUAUCAGAUGAAGAUCCAGUUAAAUUCGUGAAAAACGUAGGAUAUGGCCAUGCUUCCGGUUAUUUGAUGAUGCGUGGAAUUCCAAUUCCCUCGGAGGCACUUGAAGAAAUUGGUGCCGCGGAAUCUGGGGACGGGGGCAGUGGUAGGAAUAAGAGGAUUAACCCGAUAACAGGUCAAUACCUUGAUGAUGAACUGAGAGAUAUUGAAGCAUCGGGUCUUAAGGGAUUGGAAGACAUGACAGAUGAGGAAAAGGAACGGGAAGCGGAGAAGUUAUUUGUAUUGUUUGAGAGGUUAAAUAGAACUGGGGUUAUUAAUGUCGAGAAUCCGGUUAGGACGGCGAUGCAGGAGGGAAGGUUUGAGGAGAUUAAGAGUGAUAACGAGGAUAGUGACGACGAUGGGGACAAUGAAGCUGGCAAGGGGAAGGGGAAGGCAAAGGCUUAG